Fusarium poae is the source of this 645-nucleotide messenger RNA. RefSeq lists its product as uncharacterized. The transcript has a single exon. Lineage: Eukaryota; Fungi; Ascomycota; Sordariomycetes; Hypocreales; Nectriaceae. The record is from RefSeq and is a predicted model, not a curated record. The coding region runs from base 1 to 645 and encodes 214 amino acids.
AUGGGCUUCCAGGUUAUGAGGGAAGACGACCUAGAACUUGACACCUUUGGAGCCUUCCAACCGAAUAUCGUCCCUAACUCGCCAACUAUGUUUGAUCACAGAAGAAGUUUUUGGAACACGUUGCAACGAGACAAAAUUAAAGAGAUUCAAGAUGCGGGAUUGGAGACUCAAGGUGAGAAAAAAGCCAGCGAUGGCGAAGAAGUAGGAGGACCGGUCCGCCACAAGCCAACUUUGUCUAAAAGAGAACCGAAUUUGGCUUAUGCACGAGUUGCUAAUACUGAACCUCUUCAAGAACCACACUCUUCACGACAGCCUUGUACCAACAUUCUACAAACCAACGCCAGCGAGUUCCCCCAGCGUCGAGGAACCCACGAUGUUGAAGUUGAAAUCAAGAGGAUGAUGUUAUUGAACGGUUAUCCGUUCAUGUACGUUAUUCUAUGGACACCAGGGCUUGUCAACAGGUUGCUCGAAGCACUGGGAACGCCUGUUUCGGAGACUGCCAUUGCUGCUUUGAAUACUUCGACGCAGUUUGUUGGAUUCGCCAACGCAGCAACGUAUGGUUUCAAUCAUUAUUUGAGAGACAGUUUGGAUACACUGUACUGGACGCCUAUGGUUAUGAGAAUUAAGCAAUGGUUUGGGCGAUGA